This is a messenger RNA of Gamsiella multidivaricata, 438 nucleotides long. RefSeq lists its product as uncharacterized. Bases 1 to 438 code for a protein of 145 amino acids. NCBI's taxonomy places the organism in Eukaryota, Fungi, Mortierellomycota, Mortierellomycetes, Mortierellales, Mortierellaceae. The record is from RefSeq and is a predicted model, not a curated record. The transcript has 2 exons.
AUGAACUGCCGUGCUGGUUACCCUCUGGGCUGCACUGACCAUAAUUUUGUGACCAUUGGAUGGCGCGGGUGGGCAUCAUCAUCACUCUGCAAAUAUCCAGGUGGAUUAGGUGUGAUGACCGCCGCUUAUGGAGCCCACGGCCUCGAGAAACGCGUCAACAGUGAUGCUGGCAAGCUCAAGGCCUGGAACAGUGCCGCAAACAUUCAAUUGAUCCAUGCUGUGGCCCUGUUGGCGAUCUCCCAGUCCCCCGCGCUGAUGGCCCGCACGAGCCGCUUUGCGGCCCCCUUGCUCCUCGCCGGCACCGUCCUCUUCUCCGGCUCAAUCUAUGCACUCAUCUUGGAUACCAACAAGACCUUCUCCCGAACCUUCAAGUUGGGUCCCAUGACACCUCUGGGUGGUUUGACCCUCAUCUGUGGAUGGUUCGCUUUGGCGCUUUAA